This is a messenger RNA of Cylas formicarius (sweet potato weevil), 1361 nucleotides long. RefSeq names its product small ribosomal subunit protein uS10m (gene mRpS10). NCBI's taxonomy places the organism in Eukaryota, Metazoa, Arthropoda, Insecta, Coleoptera, Brentidae. The coding region runs from base 132 to 593 and encodes 153 amino acids. The record is from RefSeq and is a predicted model, not a curated record. The transcript has 4 exons. Gene Ontology annotation, cellular component: mitochondrion; mitochondrial small ribosomal subunit.
UGAAGUUAGAAACUGAUGUAACGAUUGUUGUUUGUCCGAAUGAUCCUGACAAUGACGUUCAAUAGUGGCAAAAGAAUAUAUAGUGGUUAAACAGAAAUUGAAAAUAAAAUAAAAUUUUCUUUUUUGCUAUAAUGAAUUUUUUUCAAAAAUUUGUUAGCAGACAGACGAUUAUUUUAAAAUAUUUUUCAACUAUAAAUGCUACUGCAGAUAGGGCCGCAGAAUCCCAGCUGGAUAAAUUAUACAAAACUUUAGAGUUAGAACUUCGUGGAAAUGAUCCUGCUGUUCUGAAUAGUUUUUGUAAAUUUGCCACAACAGCUGGACAUCAUUUGGGUCUUGAUGGAAAAACGUGGAGUUUAAAGAAACCCAACCAUGAACGCUAUACAGUUUUAAAAUCUGUACAUAUAUAUAAGAAGCACAGAGUACAGUAUGAGUUCAGAACCUACUUCUCAUUUGUACAAUAUAAAUAUUUAACUAGUUCCACGGCUGAUACAUUACUUGAAUAUGUGGAAAGAAAUUUACCAGAAGGAGUUGCAUUAAAAGCAACAAAGGUUGAAAUUCAACUCCUACCUGGCCAUAUUUGUGAGACAAAAUAAAGUUCAAGCAAAUAUUUAACUAGUCAUAAAACUUUGAAGUGUAUAUUUUUUCUUUUUAGAUUCUAAUGCUGUUCUUUUUUAUUACCUAUUUCCAUUAAACUGUGAAUUCAUGGAAUUUUUAUCAUUAAAGUAAAAGUAACAUCAUAACAUUUUUUUAACAUGUUCUCUUAAAUCAAAUUCAAGUUUGAAUAAGAGGUUCGUUUUAUUGAAGGAUGAUUUAGCCAAAAGGAUGCUAACCAUACUUAUCUAAAGAGCACAUAGCCUAAUGAAAUGGUGAAUGUAGGGUUCAAUCGGACAAAUGUUACAGUACACCAAAGCUUUGUAAAUACUUACUAGGUAAAAGUCAAUUUUAAAAUCUUUACUGCCUUUCUAAGUAUUUUUGUGUUUGCAAACCACUUUGUUAGUUCUGUUAACUAACAAAUGAUAGAUUCUUAUUACAAGCAGUAGAAUGUGCAUGAAUAGAGAGAAUGACAGUUUUAAACUAUUACAAACAUUUUUAAAAUUUAUUUGUAAACCAAUGUUGUGCUGUCUAUAAAGUUUGUAUUCUCUAUUUGUACUGACUGCUUUUUCAAAUUCUUUUAUUUCUAGUGAGACUUAUAGAUGGACUAUAUAUACUAUACUAUAGAUAGACUUAUAGAUGUCAUCAAAGGUUUAUGUAAAAUUUGUCAAAGUUUCGUGCAUUAAAAACCAAAUUAUUAGCUUCAAAAAAACCAUAUACAGUGAAUGACUGAAAUAUGGAAUAAAUUCAUUUAACAAUCAGAUCUUGGA